AUGCCGACCGAACCUGCCACAAUGCAACUCAUCCGUCACUCCCUAUCACUGAACAAGAAAGUUUAUGUCCCCCAAGUUAUCCCAGACUCACUAUUGAUCAACUGUUCCACGAGUAUGCGAAUGUGCCGGUUGAGUACUAUGGAUGAGUUGGCUCAAUGGCCCACUAACAAAUGGGGAAUUAAAGAACCAUCUUUGCCUUUGGAUGAAAAGACCAUUAAGGAUGAAGCAACCGAGGAUGGUGGACUGGACUUGGUAAUUGUUCCCGGAUUAGCAUUCACCAUGAAUGGUCAUCGUCUCGGGCGCGGAGGUGGCUAUUAUGACAGGUACUUGAAUUGGUAUCGGAAAGUUGCAACUGAACGGAAAUUGAAGUUCCCAUUGCUUGUGGCCAUGGCAUUUUGUGAACAAAUAUUAGAAGACCUCCCAAUGGAGCCUCAUGAUAACAAAAUGGAUCGUGUAAUCACAGCAUGA
Molecule: messenger RNA, 468 nt
Organism: Echinostoma caproni
Lineage: Eukaryota; Metazoa; Platyhelminthes; Trematoda; Plagiorchiida; Echinostomatidae
Source: the annotation of a GenBank genome assembly